CGGGGGGCGGCAGGUGUCGAUGCAGUACAACCCCGGCUGGAAUGACUCCUCCGUCAACCUGCUUCACGUGCGGGCGGCGGGACCCGCCGACACCCUGCACUACGUCUGGAGCAGCAUCGGGGCCCCCGCGGUGCUGCUGGUGGCCACGGGCAGCGGGAGCAGCGUCCUGCGCGUCAACUGGACCCGGCUGCUCUCCCCGGCUCCUGCCGGCGCCAUCUGGAUCGACCCCCCCAGCAGCGUCGUCUACUCGGCUGCCGUCGUCUUCACCAAGGUGUUCGAGUACAGCGAGGCCAAGGCGCUGGAGGAGCAAUUCUACCCCACCUACGACCUGUCGGGCUUUUCCUGGGACAGCGUCAACCACACCCUGAACCACACGGCCCUGACGGCCGAGUUCUCCGGGGUCCCGGCCACCGACCCCGGCGGCAGCUUCUCCAACGGCAGCGUGGGGUUCCGGGUGACAGCCUACGAGGCCGGUGGCCGUGACAAGCCCCUGCCCAGCCUCCUGCACACGGCGAACAGCUCGAAAGUGGAGUUUGUCCUGGCGGGGGUGGCUCCGCGGGGCAACGGCUCCCGCUUCGCGCUGGAGGUGGCCACGGUGGAGGAGACGGGGGUGGUGCAGGAGCUGCGCUCUGCGCGCUCCAUCGACGACGAGUACACUCCCACCAUCUUCGAGAUGCUCUCCCUGGUAGCCCAGUCCCAAAACGACAGCUCCACGCGCAGCUUCCUGCAGUGGAAGGCGACGGCCUACGGCUCCCGCAGCCCCCGGCGCGAAGACAACAUCCAGUGCCGGUCUGGUGCCCUCCAGGUGGCCAACUGGACCCUGCCCGCGUCCAGCAUCCUCCGUGCCUACUUCGGGGAGGGUGUGGGCAGCUCCUACAGCGUCAGCGCCAUCAACAUCUCCUUCGGGGGAGAGGACGGGGAGGUUUACCAGGAGAAGCGCUACCUCAGCUGGUCAGCGCUGCUGGGCUUCGGGCAGCCCCCCAGGGACACCUUCUCCCCCCUGGUCAUCUCCAUCAUGGCUGUGGCCCUGGGCACCCCCAUGGCCAUGCUGCUGGUGGGCGGCUGCGUGCUCCUCUUUGCCCAGAGGAAACGCUACUCCGAGUACGAGCCCAUCAACUGAGAGGGACAGUCCCUGGAGAGACCCAACCCCAGGACCCUUCUUGUCACCGGGAAAGGAUGGUGGCUGCUGCAGGGGCUCCUGCAGUGUCCUCUCUGUCCCCCCUCCCUGCAGCCCAGGCCUGGGGGGGACCACAGCAACAUCUGCAGCAGUUGCCCCCCGUCGCGUGUCCCUCUUUCCUGCUCCCUCCUCCUGCCCAGGAUCCUGCAUCUGAGGACACUUCUUCCUCUCUUUCUUCCUGAUCCAUCCAGCCCAGGGAGGUGACUGGGGGGAGCUGCUCAGGGGGGCCUCGAGCCGCAGGAAGAUCCUCCUUCUCCCAAGGGAUAAAACCACUGUUGUCACGUCCACAGCCGAGCAGCAGCUGGGACUGGCCAUGCCCUGGACUGUGCCACCUCCAGGGUUGCUUUGGUGGCUCCAAGCCAGGAGCAGGGCUGGAGGACAGGGCUGGGGACCUUGCAGGGUGCCUUGCUGCUUCUCACUGUGCCGGGGGUGUCCCAGAACACCCCCCUCAAUCUCUCACGGACUCCUCACUCCCCAAGAGGCACUUUCUGCUGCGCUGGCCUCAGCGGGGGCUGCUGGUACAAGAGGGAAACUUGGUGCCGCUGUGCGGCGGCUGCUGGAGCUCAGGUACGUCCCGGCAGCCCGGGGCUCGCGGUGAAGUGCAGCCGUGGGCUCGGCAGGGCCGGCUCUGAGGUGCUCUCCUGGUGCUUGAAGCCACGGGGCAAGCGUGGUCUGUGGCUGUGGGGCGUUUGCAUCACUUGGGGGUGUGCUGGGUUUUGGUGUUCUCCGUCACCGACUUGUCUUUGACCAAAUAAAGUGAAUUUCUAAGAGCA
Messenger RNA from Calidris pugnax (ruff), 1950 nucleotides. It is a transcript of the gene GLMP, whose product is annotated as glycosylated lysosomal membrane protein. NCBI's taxonomy places the organism in Eukaryota, Metazoa, Chordata, Aves, Charadriiformes, Scolopacidae. The transcript has 6 exons. The record is from RefSeq and is a predicted model, not a curated record. Gene Ontology annotation, cellular component: lysosome. Bases 20 to 1120 code for a protein of 366 amino acids.